Molecule: messenger RNA, 1551 nt
Organism: Osmerus eperlanus (European smelt)
Lineage: Eukaryota; Metazoa; Chordata; Actinopteri; Osmeriformes; Osmeridae
Gene: grhpra
Product: glyoxylate reductase/hydroxypyruvate reductase a
Exons: 9
Coding region: 136-1122 (328 amino acids)
Cellular component (GO): cytosol
Molecular function (GO): hydroxypyruvate reductase [NAD(P)H] activity; NAD binding; glyoxylate reductase (NADPH) activity
Source: RefSeq, a predicted model, not a curated record
GUGGGAAAUGUAGUCCUCCAGUGAGUUUUUAGAACUGUCAUUGUGAACACGGUGAAAACUUCCAUUGAUCAAGCCUACUCAAGGGGACUGAGGCUGUUUUCAGCAGCCUGCACGAAUUUCUAUCGCAGUCAUAGGAUGCACACAGCUCAGCAACUGAUGAAGGUUUUCGUAACAAGACGCAUCCCGCAAGAGGGGAUGAAGAUACUGUUGCAGGCUGGAACAUGUAAGGUGUCACUGUGGGACUCUGAUGAGCCAGUUCCGAGGGCAGAACUUCUCAAGGGUGUUGCCGGGGCUCAUGGACUCCUGUGUCUCCUGUCAGACCGCAUCGACGCUGAGGUUCUGAAUGCGGCAGGACCAAAUCUGAAGGUGAUCAGCACCAUGUCUGUGGGAUUUGACCACCUGUCCCUCGAUGAGGUAAAAAAACGCGGUGUGCGUGUUGGCUACACUCCUGAUGUGCUGACGGAUGCUACCGCUGAGCUGACAGUGGCGUUACUGCUGGCCACUGCCAGACGCCUGCCCGAGGGGGUGGAGGAAGUCAAAAAUGGGGGCUGGAGCACGUGGAAACCCCUUUGGCUGUGCGGUUAUGGUCUAUCCGGCAGCACAGUUGGAGUCAUUGGACUGGGACGCAUAGGUAUGGCUAUCGCCACACGGCUCAAGCCGUUUGGAGUGAAGAGGCUGCUGUACUCUGGGCGGGCGGCCAAACCACAGGCCUCGGAGGUGGAUGGAGAAUAUGUGCCCCUGGACACGCUGCUGGCGGAGAGUGAUUUUGUGGUGGUGUCCUGUGCCCUCACGCCUCAGACACAGGGCCUGUGUGACAAGGCCUUCUUUACCAAGAUGAAGAACACUGGAGUCUUCAUCAACACUAGCAGAGGUGCAGUGGUGAACCAGGAGGAUCUGUACCAGGCUCUGUCCGGCGGUCAGAUAGCGGCAGCAGGACUGGACGUCACCACUCCAGAGCCCCUGCCCACCGACCACCCCCUCCUCACCCUGAAAAACUGUGUGGUUUUACCCCACAUUGGCAGUGCCACCUACUCCACCCGAGGCGUCAUGGCUGAGCUGUCUGCCCACAACCUGCUAGGAGGCCUACAGGGUUCGGACAUGCCCAGCGAGCUCACCCUCUAGGGGCUCAAAUACCCCCUCCUGCACCACCACAACCACACGGUGCCUUUACGCUUCCCCUUGGCCUACUGCGGUCACCUUAGUCAUUAACAGCUGCUGUUUGGCUGAGGAAACACCUACCCACUAAUCAGCUGUCAGAAUAGGUGUAGUGAGUGACCCAUGUGACCAGAUGGAUCUGUCAUUUAAGACCUUUAGUGUAAUUACUGUGGUAGGCAAUGUAAAGUGUUUUACAAAUUCUAAUGAAGUUACAGACUCCUAAACACCAAUAAUUUACACACCAUGUAACAUAACAGUCCUACAAGGGUCCUAAAUCACAUCAAGUGUAACUCAAUGUGUAUGUACUUUAACAAAACACUGUCAUGAAAUACGUUUUCUUUUGUAAUGUUCGCAUUCCAAUUUCAUGUUUAUUAAUUUAUAAAUGCUUAUCUGUAA